UGUGUGAAAUGUCUGCUUUCUAUAUUGAUUGGCCAUAGAAAAAUGCAGGGCCAGGACUGGUCACGUGUUGUUUAUACAGGAAUCUGUCGGUCUGGCUCACUGAGCGUUCAGACAUUCACAAACAAAACCCUGUCAGCAAUGUGUUCUACUCAAAAUUGCUUUUUCUUCUAUUGAGAGGACUAAUAAACAUGGUGGGGUUUUUGUUUUUGUUUUGUUUUGCUUCUGAAAUGUGAAUUUUUGCCUCAAUUUGAGAAGUAUGCACUUACCAUCUCUUGUAAUUGUGAGUAACUCGUGUCAGUUAACCUUUGGUAAGGACUUAUUUUCAGGAUGACGUUUCUUUCUGACCUAAAGUAAAUCGAAAAGUCAGACCCGUUUUCCCAUCUUGGUGUUGUAGAAUUUUGCUCUCCUUACAUUUUACUAAUUAAUGUUAAGUUUACUUCACGUUGAGCUUUUGUUGGUAGGUUUUAGAUUGGGCCCAAAAUUCCUCAAAGGUGCAGUCCAUUGGUAAACACAAGACUGGCAGUUCUGUUGCUCUCUGAAGUCCACGGUUAUCCACAUAGGACUGUUCACUCCCGCAGUUCUGUGGGAAGAAGGGAAUGCUUUAACUCCUUUCCCCCUUUUUUUGAUCUCAUAAGCAUUACCAUACAUUCUGUUAACUUCAGCUAUUCAUAGGACUCAUAGUGAGAUGGAGGGAAGAAGUGUCUUAGUAUUUAACUUCUCUGUAGAUUCUAUUUCUUCUGAUUAGUGGAAAUAAUGAGGUAUUUCGUGGAACCCAACCAUUAAACUUGGAAUGUGUUUAAGGUGGGUGGUAAGUUCCUAGAAACUUGAGUGCAGUCUUAGCCAAAUGAUAACUGGGUUUUCAAAAAAACGUUACGCAUUUUUCAGUAGAGUCAUUUUUCUUCUUACCCACUUCCUAAGCCCAGGAAAAAGGAUUGGACCUGUUGCCAUGAAAUACAUGAAAUAUAUGAAUGAAAUUGUCAAAUAUUCUUCAUUAGAGCUCAGUUUUACUGACUUCAGUUUUGUGGGAUUUGAAUAGAGUGAACAAUAUUUAAAUAACUUAAAGAGUAUUAGAAAUGACAGGUUGAUUUGAAGUACAUUUACAUAAGUAUAUGAACAUUAUUCCUGGUUUCCUGGCCAGGAAUUUCAGUACCUGAGUUCCUCUGUGUGGGAAAAAGAGGUUAUUGUAGGAGAUUUGGAGAAAAUAUAAUCCUUUAAUGAGAGAUGCUUUUGAAAAUUCUCCCCUUUCUCUGUUCUACUCCCAUUCCUCUCACAAGUGUUGAUGUGUAGUUUCCAUGGUAAGCAGACAAUUCUAAGUAUUCCUCAGUUUACUCUCAAUUUUUUAAAGCAUACUGAGAAACUUUAGUAGUCAUAAUCAUUAAGUGGCUGUGCUCUUAAUUACCACGUGAAUUUGUUUGACUAUAUGGGAAAUGUUUUCUUUUUGCUAUUUUGAUUGUAAAAAUCACUGCCUUGGUUGAAAAUGAAAUCCCAGUGAAAAAGUUAGGAUCAAUUUUGCUUCAGUCUGUAUUUACAGAGCUUUCUUAAUAAGUCACUAUAGAACUGAGAGGAAAAAAAGAAAAGUGAUAUCCAAGAUGAAAGGACAUACCUUUUUUAGCAUAGUUGGUGUCUCUUUUAUGUUCUUACUUAAUUUUUUAGCAGUGGUGUAACUUAAUCGUAAUGCAGUGCAGAAGCUUAUAUUUGUCACUGAAUUUAUUUAGGGUGCUGAGCAUAUUUACCCUGAUGUUGCCAUGUAGUUUUUUCUGUAUGGUUGGGAAGCGGGAACGCAGAGCAGUAGACCUGAACUCUAAACUUAAUUGGGGUAGAAAAAGCUGUACUGAAAUUGACUCACACUUGAUGAAUCCUUCAAAAGACAAGGUGUUAGUUUUUUAAUUACUGUUUGUCACAACUUUAAAUGUUCUGUUUGUAAAGUGGUUGACAAUCUUAACGACCAAAUGGUCUUUUCCAAAUAUCCUCAACUGUGAGGGUUGUUUGAUAACAUGAAAGCAAACUACUACUGGGCCCGAUAUCUUGUCCUCCUGUAGGAGAAACAUGUCUCCUCAUAGAAAUGAAGACCAGCUUGUUAUGAUUGAUGCCUUCCUGCUUCUCAUUUGGUUUCUCUGCACUUGGCAUCAGCCUUGUCAAGAUUAGUCUUGUUGAACUAGUUUGUGUCAUGAUGUAUACCAUCAGAAUAUUCUGUAAAAUCUUUGAAUGAAUUUUCUCUUACCUGAAAUACCAUUUAUCCAGGGUGAAAAAAGAACUGUUUGAGUGCUGAGACCUUGUAUUUGGGACCACUAGAUCUAGUGUACGUGUGUAGUGGGGAUUAAGGAGUUGGAAAAGUGCUACAAAACAUUUGAACAGUGAUUGCAUUAAUAAAAAUAAUUGCAGAUAUUUUUAUAAUAGUGCUGUAUGUCAGGCUCUGUUCCAAGCUCCGUAUGAAACUCACUUAAUCCUUAAUCCAUUGAAGAAAAGAGUUCUAUUUUUAAUCCCCCAUUUUGCAGAUGAAUAUACCACUGCAUACAAAUUACUCCAGAGGAUGCACAGAACAUAGGAUGUUGCCACAAAAUCUACCUCGUGUGUUAUUUUCUUUAACUCGUGAGCUGCACAAGAAUUACAAAUUUGAGCAAGAUGUCUGCAGACUGUGUUGAAAAACUGAAGAACCUAAUUAAAGAUGACCUAGAAAUGAUUCUAAACCUCUAACAAGAUACUGUUCAAUAGUGAAUGUGUCAGACUUGGUUCUGAAUGCUGCGGAUAAUAGCAAGUAGAGUUUCUUCUUUAUUUCUGAAGCGUUCACUUGACCUUCCAUCAGUAAGACUGACUUUUCUAAUCUGUUCCGGGAGCUAUUAAUGGAAUACAGUCAUGUCCACUCAAGAGGAGAGGCAGAUCAAUACGGAAUAUGCUGUGUCCUUGUUGGAGCAGUUAAAACUGUUUUAUGAACAGCAGUUGUUUACUGACAUAGUGUUAAUUGUUGAGGGCACUGAAUUCCCUUGUCAUAAGAUGGUUCUGGCAACAUGUAGCUCAUAUUUUAGGGCCAUGUUCAUGAGUGGGCUAAGCGAAAGCAAACAGACACAUGUACACCUGAGGAACGUGGAUGCAGCCACCUUACAGAUAAUAAUAACUUACGCAUACACGGGUAACUUGGCAAUAAAUGAUAGCACUGUAGAACAACUUUAUGAAACAGCUUGCUUCCUGCAGGUAGAAGAUGUGUUACAACGUUGUCGAGAAUAUUUAAUUAAAAAAAUUAAUGCAGAGAAUUGUGUGCGAUUGUUGAGUUUUGCUGAUCUAUUCAGCUGUGAGGAGUUAAAACAAAGUGCUAAAAGAAUGGUGGAACACAAGUUCACUGUUGUGUAUCACCAGGAAGCUUUCAUGCAGCUGUCACAUGACCUACUGAUAGACAUUCUCAGUAGUGACAACUUAAAUGUAGAAAAAGAGGAAACAGUUCGUGAAGCUGCUAUGCUGUGGCUAGAGUACAACACGGAAUCACGAUCCCAGUAUUUGUCUUCAGUUCUUAGCCAAAUCAGAAUUGAUGCACUUUCAGAAGUAACACAGAGAGCUUGGUUUCAAGGUCUGCCACCCAAUGAUAAGUCUGUAGUAGUUCAGGGUCUAUAUAAGUCUAUGCCCAAGUUUUUCAAACCAAGACUUGGAAUGACUAAAGAAGAGAUGAUGAUUUUCAUUGAAGCAUCUUCAGAAAAUUCUUGUGGUCUUUACUCUUCUGUCUGUUACAGCCCCCAAGCAGAAAAAGUUUACAAGUUAUGCAGCCCACCAGCUGAUUUGCAUAAGGUGGGAACCGUUGUAACUCCUGAUAAUGACAUCUAUAUAGCAGGGGGUCAGGUUCCUCUGAAAAACACAAAAACAAAUCACAGUAAAACAAGCAAACUUCAGACUGCCUUCAGAACUGUGAAUUGCUUUUAUUGGUUUGAUGCACAGCAAAAUACGUGGUUCCCAAAGACACCAAUGCUUUUUGUCCGCAUAAAACCAUCUUUGGUUUGUUGUGAAGGCUAUAUCUAUGCAAUUGGAGGAGAUAGUGUAGGUGGAGAACUGAAUCGGAGGACUGUGGAAAGAUACGACACUGAGAAGGAUGAGUGGACGAUGGUCAGCCCUUUGCCUUGCGCUUGGCAGUGGAGUGCAGCCGUUGUGGUUCAUGAUUGCAUUUAUGUGAUGACACUGAACCUCAUGUACUGUUAUUUUCCAAGGUCUGACUCAUGGGUUGAAAUGGCCAUGAGACAGACUAGUAGAUCUUUUGCUUCUGCUGCAGCUUUUGGUGAUAAAAUUUUCUACAUUGGAGGGUUGCAUAUAGCUACCAAUUCUGGCAUAAGACUCCCCUCUGGCACCGUAGAUGGGUCUUCAGUAACUGUGGAAAUUUAUGAUGUGACUAAAAAUGAGUGGAAAAUGGCAGCCAACAUCCCUGCAAAGAGGUACUCGGACCCCUGUGUUAGAGCUGUUGUGAUCUCAAAUUCUCUGUGUGUGUUUAUGCGAGAAACCCACUUAAACGAGAGAGCUAAAUAUGUCACCUACCAAUAUGAUCUGGAACUUGACCGGUGGUCUCUGCGGCAGCAUAUAUCCGAACGCGUGCUGUGGGACUUAGGGAGAGACUUUCGAUGCACUGUGGGGAAACUUUAUCCAUCCUGCCUUGAAGAAUCUCCAUGGAAACCACCAACUUACCUUUUUUCACCAGACGGGACAGAGGAGUUUGAACUGGAUGGAGAAAUGGUUGCACUACCACCUGUAUAGUUGGGGAGUUCACAGAGUGCACGCCUGAUUUAUGUACUUUGUCAUUUUCUUUGCUAAACAAGAGAGGCUAUGAAAGGACUAAAUAUGAGUAAAGUCUAUCUUUGAUAAAUUUUAUUUUUAUGCCCUACUUAAUAUUUGCAUCAGUAUAAUAUAUAUCAGUGAGUCUUACAGAAAGAUAUGCUUCCACAAUAUGAAAUAGAUUAUACAAUAAUUGAGAAACUUCUAUGUGUAUCAUGAGAGCAUAAAAAUCUGGAUUAUCUAACAUUGUUAGCCCUGUGUAUGUACAGUUCAAAAAGUUCACUUAUUAAAGUAGUUUCCUGUUCCUAGUGUGGUAUAUCACAAAUUGUGCUGAGGUUAUUUUAGUAUAUGUAUUUCAUUCCUGUGCUUCUAUUGUGAAGUCCUGGAAUACAGUUUUUUCAGUGUAAUUAAUUCAGCUGCACUUAACACUAACGUCCAUGUUGGUAUAGAAAUGUUUAAAUCCUAUGCUAUAGUUGAGGAAGAUCUUCCAUUUAUGGUAUUACAGGGAAAGCUCUGACUGCAGGAUCAGUCUAACUAUACUAUUAGGUGCAUGUAUUCCCUUUUCACUAACUUAUUUUUGUCUCUCUAGACUACAGGUCUUCCAGUCAGCUGGUCAUUUACCAGGUGUGGACUUAAGUUGCUGGGCUUGCAAUAAGAAUUGCUAGCCCCUCAUUGUGCGGGUCUGGGUGGAGCUUUAAUCAGUAAAUGCCUCCACUUUCUGUAUUACAUUAACAUUGGCUCAUGCAUAUAACUACCUGCUGCUGAUGUAUUUCUCCAUCUUAAAGAUUUAGAGUGGGUUAACCAGGUCAUUACAUCUUAAUUUAAUAACAAGCAUUACUGUAGAGUGAUUGUGUAUAGAUAUCCGUUAGCUGUCAGGUUGUGUUUUUUUUUUUUUUUUAACCUGUUGUGUGUGUGUGUGGGGUGGGUAGGAUUAGAAAGGCGAACUGUUCAGGAAUUCUCUGCACUAGCUGUGCAGAAGAGCAGAUAACUAGUGCUGCUCUGGCAUUAAUCCCAGGAACCACUAGCAGUAGCGGGGUGCCGCCAAUCUAACAUGAGCACAGGUGCUUCAUGACAAACAUUACUAGCAUGUUCAACUGCAUAAUGUUCUGGCACUGUAUUUUGAAUGACAUUAAUUUAUUAAAUAAAUUGUAUAUAUUCAA
This is a messenger RNA of Talpa occidentalis (Iberian mole), 5903 nucleotides long. It is a transcript of the gene KBTBD2, whose product is annotated as kelch repeat and BTB domain containing 2. Bases 2854 to 4725 code for a protein of 623 amino acids. Lineage: Eukaryota; Metazoa; Chordata; Mammalia; Eulipotyphla; Talpidae. Gene Ontology annotation, molecular function: protein binding. The transcript is spliced from 4 exons. The record is from RefSeq and is a predicted model, not a curated record.